This is a messenger RNA of Rhodamnia argentea, 1362 nucleotides long. Its product is annotated as fasciclin-like arabinogalactan protein 3. The record is from RefSeq and is a predicted model, not a curated record. The coding region runs from base 356 to 1216 and encodes 286 amino acids. Gene Ontology annotation, cellular component: plasma membrane. The transcript has a single exon. Lineage: Eukaryota; Viridiplantae; Streptophyta; Magnoliopsida; Myrtales; Myrtaceae.
AUGCAUUACAUCCACAUUACGAUGCAGAUGAGAAGAUCUUGAUGCAGGACCCUGCAACAGAUUUGUGCCAAAUUUUGCCCAUCUGCCAGUAGGUUAUCAGUUGGAAUAAGGUAAGCCAGACUUUGAUCCAUAUUUAGAAGAGACAACCAUGAUCUGCUCCAGAAAAUCCAGGAUGGCAAAGCCUAUCUUGGACUAGGGAGGGAAGGAGAAAAUCACUCUUGCCCAUCAGAAAACCCUUUGAAGAACUCCCUCAUCUCCUUCAUUGACCCUUCCAUCCAUAUAAAGCUUCGAAGCUCAAAAAGUCUCUGCACAGGUUUUCGGGACAUCCCACAUUCAGGAAAAGAAGGCUGCAAAGAUGAACUCCAGGGCUUUUGCUUCCCUCUUCUUUGCAGUCUUCGUCUUCUCUUCCUCGGCCGCCAGUGCCUUCAACAUCACCAGGCUCCUCGACCGGUACCCAGAGUUCAGCUCUUUCAAUGACAUGCUAACCCAAACCAAGCUCUACGAGAAGAUCAACCGCAGGCAGACCAUCACGGUCCUCGCCCUCGAUAACUCGUCCGUCGGCGAUAUCAUGGGGAAGCCUGAGGAAGUCCUCCAGAGGAUCCUGAGUGCGCACGUCGUUCUCGACUACUAUGAUAUCUCGAAGCUCCAUGACCUGUCCAAGAAAUCUACCGUGCUCACCACAAUGUACCAGGCCAGCGGAACCGCUGACAACCAGCAAGGGUUCUUGAACGUGACCAGACUGGCCGGUGGAGACAUCGUGUUCGGGUCCGCAGUGAAAGGAGCGAGCCUCAAUGCCAAGCUUGUGAAGGCCGUGGCUGCUAUGCCCUAUAACAUCUCGGUCCUUCAGGUUAGCUGCCCGAUAAUUGCACCAGGAGUAGAUCCUGCCAACCCGAACGGAAUUGUCACCGUCACUGCACCCCCGCCCGCUCCACCGGCGGCAACACCCAAGAAGGCCCCCACUUCAAGCCCCGCCAAGGCCCCGGUCGCGGCCAACACACCCGAGUCAUCUGAAGCUCCAGGUGCCGAGGAGCCAGCAGCAGAUGCUCCCGCUGAUGCACCAGAAGCAGACCCACCAGCCAGCUCUCCCCCAGCACCCGGACCUGUUUCAGAUGAAGAGGCAGAUGCACCAGCUUCGGCGAACUCUUCGAACUCGCUCGUAGCUUCGCAAGUUGUUGUUGGCGUCCUGAUGGGUUUGUUGUCAGCGAUCAUGGCGUAAAUGUGUAGCCCGGUUCCAUUAAGCUUUUUCCAGAACAAAUGGACACGAUAUAGCUCUUUUACUUUGUCUAAUUGAAGCAGAUUCCAAAAUUCACACACUCAAGGAUUGCACAAUUCUUAACACUACAUCGUUCUGCUUACCCAUGG